Messenger RNA from Lepus europaeus (European hare), 720 nucleotides. Its product is annotated as lysine-rich coiled-coil protein 1-like. The transcript has a single exon. NCBI's taxonomy places the organism in Eukaryota, Metazoa, Chordata, Mammalia, Lagomorpha, Leporidae. The record is from RefSeq and is a predicted model, not a curated record. The coding region runs from base 1 to 720 and encodes 239 amino acids.
AUGGACAAGGUCAUGGAAGACGCCGAGACCUGCGACUCUUUCCAACACGAACUUGAGGCUUAUAUUAGAAAGCAGAAAGCCAGAGGCUUACAACCAAAGAUCUACUUCAGAAAGGUGACGGAGCACUCGGCUCCCCGAGGAAGAGGCCGCAUGGGCCCCACGCCCCCGGGCCUCUUCCCCUGGGGUCCCCCCAGGUUCCCAGCUUCCCACGAAAGGCUGAGGCCCACAGAAGGUCAGGUUCCCGCCUGGCCUGACGCUGGUCACCCCAGACAAAGACUGGGAUUCCUAAACGGCUCUGGGCAGAGAUGCCUGCGGCCCUUCCAAAGCACCUGGCUGCCGAGCCCACGUGGGCAGGUAGAGCCCGCGGGCCGCGCCGCCGGAGCAGGAGCAGGAGGCGCGGGGGGCACCGGACGGCCCGGCCCGGAGAGCCGCGGCCAUCACGCAGGAGGCCGAAGGGCCCGGGAGGAGGCCCACGGAGAAGCCGCCGGCCGGGAGGCGAGAGCUGAACCCAAGAGGCAGCGCCAGGCGGCGGGAGGAUCCCAGAAGGAGAACGCGGGCCUGGGGCGGAGGAAGGCCGAGCCGCCCGGACGCCAGCGCCGAGAGCGCGAGCGCCACACCCGGGCGGAGCGGCGGCGCGGCCGGGAGAAGCGGGCGCCCCGGAACGCCGGCUCUGAGGAGCCGGACCUGUGGGACGAGGCCAUCCUCGGCGGGGGCUGCUGA